AUGCUCCGGCGAUUUCAAAUUUAUGGCGGGCGGAACAUCGGUAUAUCUUCGCUCGCCGAGUUCCACGGCUUCGCGGUCGGAGGGUCCCGAGGGGUCCCCACGGGAGGGACCAUGACUCGAUGGGGUUCUCUUGAGUCUCUCCUACUCACGAGUCAGACUGACAUCACCCAAAUCUCCAACUCAACAAUUGCCUCAAGGACACGACAUCGACUCACGAGCAAGCUUGGUGUCCGCACGACACGACUCAAACAACAUUACAUAGCUGCAAUGAGGACCCUCCUUGAAAGCGUGAUCAAUCUCAAAACUCAUCUCAAUUUAUCUGCUAACUCGCCCAUCCGCAGGUCCCACAUCGCUUCCCAACAGACCUUCAGGCUUAAUCACACUAUGUUCCGAAUCAAGGAUCCAAAAAUCAGCCUGGAAUUCUACCAAGAUAUUUUGGGAAUGAAAUUAUUACACAAAAUGGAAGUCGAAUCUGCUAAAUUUACAAACUACUUCUUAGGUUUCCCUGGUUCCAACCAAGAUUCGAAAUCUUCGAGUCCACUCCACCGCGAAGGAGUUGUAGAGUUGUGUCACAAUUGGGGGACCGAAUCCGAUCCUGACUUUUCCGGUUAUCAUAACGGAAAUAAAUCUCCGCAAGGAUUUGGACACAUCGCGAUCACUUGCGACGAUGUUGAAAAGACCUGUGCUUACUUGGAAGAAAAGCAAGUUAAAUUCCAAAAGAGAUUGAAGGAUGGUUCGAUGAAAGAAAUCGCUUUCAUCCAGGAUCCUGAUGGCUAUUGGAUCGAAAUCCUCGGAAACACCUUUUUCGACUGA
This is a messenger RNA of Puccinia graminis f. sp. tritici CRL 75-36-700-3, 813 nucleotides long. Its product is annotated as lactoylglutathione lyase. The record is from RefSeq and is a predicted model, not a curated record. The transcript has 8 exons. NCBI's taxonomy places the organism in Eukaryota, Fungi, Basidiomycota, Pucciniomycetes, Pucciniales, Pucciniaceae. Bases 1 to 813 code for a protein of 270 amino acids. Gene Ontology annotation, molecular function: metal ion binding; lactoylglutathione lyase activity.